Molecule: messenger RNA, 1211 nt
Organism: Oryzias latipes (Japanese medaka)
Lineage: Eukaryota; Metazoa; Chordata; Actinopteri; Beloniformes; Adrianichthyidae
Gene: rgn
Product: regucalcin
Biological process (GO): L-ascorbic acid biosynthetic process
Molecular function (GO): gluconolactonase activity; enzyme regulator activity; calcium ion binding
Source: RefSeq, a predicted model, not a curated record
UCUCACUGGAGGGGGCGGGCUCGACAGGGUGGGUGGGGCUAUCGGCCAGCUUUCUCUCACGUGCUGCGUUCGCGAGGAAGUUUCCAGAGUGUUUCCACAGUAACAAGCGAUCCUCCAGAGGACAGGUGAACAUGUCGUCCGUGACGGUGGAGUCCGUGGUCAAGACGCCCGCUCUCAUUGGAGAAGGGCCUGUGUGGGAGGAGUCAGAGCAGACGCUGCUGUUUGUCGACAUCGCAGGAGAGAAGAUCCACCGCUGGAGUUCAACCAGCAACCAGAUCCAGUCUGUGGAGACAGGUGACACGGUGGGCUUUGUAGUUCCUCGUGAGUCAGGCGGCUACGUCGCUGGUGUUGGCCGCAGCAUCCUGGCUGUUGAUUGGUCCUCUCAGAUGAUGACACCUCUAGCUAAAGUUGAUGAAGACAAACUCAACACAAGACUCAACGAUGGCAAAGUUGAUCCAUUUGGACGGCUGCUGGCAGGUACGAUGGCGAAGGAGAGUCCGCACGGCCAGAUUGAGAGGAAACAAGGAUCUCUGUACUCUGUGAACUCUGACCUUGCAGUGACCAGGCUCCUGAGCCAGGUGGACAUCUCCAACGGGCUGGAGUGGUCUCUGGAUCAAAGAACCUUCUUCUACAUUGACAGUUUGUCUCUGACCGUUGAUGCCUUUGACUACGAGCCGACCAGUGGAUCUCUGGCGAACCGGCGUGUGGUGUAUCGCAUGAAGGAGGGGGAGGGGCUUCCUGACGGCAUGACCACUGAUGUUGACGGCCGCCUCUGGGUAGCUUGUUACAACGGAGGAAGAGUGAUCCACAUCGAUCCCACCACUGGUGUGCAGCUGCAGACUGUCUCUCUGCCAGUGACAAAGGUCACUUCCUGCUGUUUUGGAGGUCCAGACUUUUCUGACCUGUUUGUGACCUCAGCCAGUCUGGGCCUCGACCAAUCAGAGAAGAGCCAGCAGCCUCUGGCGGGUAACACCUUCAGGGUGAGAGGACUUGGGGUUAAAGGUCAACCAUCAAGGUCAUUCAUAGGAUAAUUCUCAGAAUGCCGAGACCCACCCGGAAAACCAAUCUGCCACUCACUGUUGGAGCAAAUCAGAGCAGAAGCAGAACCCUUAGAAUCUUAAGGAGCUGUCAGCUAGUUAGAAAUAAGAAUCCAAUGUUAUUCAUUCUGACUCUACUUGAAAUAAAGUCCGCCUUAAAUUGGCACUGCAGCA